Capsella rubella is the source of this 1416-nucleotide messenger RNA. Its product is annotated as transcription factor MYB51. The coding region runs from base 87 to 1157 and encodes 356 amino acids. The transcript has 3 exons. The record is from RefSeq and is a predicted model, not a curated record. NCBI's taxonomy places the organism in Eukaryota, Viridiplantae, Streptophyta, Magnoliopsida, Brassicales, Brassicaceae.
UUUCACUUGAGAACGUCCUUUGAGUACUCGAUCGAGAAAGCCAAGUUUCUUUCAAGAAUCAAGAAUACGAAGAAUUAACCAAGAAUAUGGUGCGAACGCCGUGUUGCAAAGCUGAACUAGGGUUAAAGAAAGGAGCUUGGACUCCCGAGGAAGAUCAGAAGCUUCUCUCUUACCUUAACCGUCACGGUGAAGGUGGAUGGCGAACACUCCCCGAAAAAGCUGGACUCAAGAGAUGCGGCAAAAGCUGCCGACUGAGAUGGGCCAAUUAUCUGAGACCUGACAUCAAAAGAGGAGAGUUCACUGAUGACGAAGAACGUUCUAUCAUCUCUCUUCACGCCCUUCAUGGCAACAAAUGGUCUGCUAUAGCUCGCGGGUUACCAGGAAGAACGGAUAACGAGAUCAAGAACUACUGGAACACUCAUAUCAAAAAACGUUUGAUCAAGAAAGGUAUCGAUCCGGUUACACACAAGGACUUAAACGCCGGCACCGACAAAUCAGAAAACCACCCGGAUGAACAAAACGUUAAUCAGACAAGUAGUGAUGACGAUGUUCUUGAUAACGAGAAGCCGAAGAAGAACAACAAGAAUCGUAGAUUGCCAUCGGCUAGGUUCUUGAACAGAGUUGCUAAUAGGUUCGGAAAGAGAAUCAAUCACAGUGUUCUGUCCGAGAUCAUCGGAAGUGGUGGUCCACUUGCUUCUUGUCACACUACUACUACUACUACUACCACAAGUGUUUCCGUUGACUCCGAACAAGAUAAGUCAACGAGCUCCUCCUUCACACCAACCUCGAAUCUUCUCUGCCAGGCAGCCGUUAAUGCAACAACUCCUGUUUCAUCGUACUUUGACGUUGAUGGUUACGUUAAUCCGACGUCGUCUUCGUCAACGUUCUCCGAUUCCUCCGUUAACAAUCCUCCAAUGUACUGUGAUAAUUUCGUUGGUAAUAACAAUAUUGACGAUGAGGAUACUAUCGGGUUCUCGACAUUUCUGAAUGAUGAAGAUUUCAUGAUCUUGGAGGAGUCUUGUGUUGAGAACACUGCGUUCAUGAAAGAAAUUACGAGGUUUCUUCACGAGGACGAACGUGAUGUCGUUGAGGUCACGCCGGUCUAUGAACAUGAACGUCAAGACAUUUAUGACGAGAUUGAUAAAUAUUUUUCCUGAGUGCUUGAUCGGUGAAUCCCACGUGAUCAUGUGAUAUAUAUACAUAUAUAUAUAUACCAUGUCGAUAUGGAUAUGUUCUUUUUAUAAAGAGAUGCCGAUGGAUAUAUUACCUUGAUGAUGACGAUAAUAAUAAAUAAUGACGAUAAUAAUACUAAUGGCGAUGAUGAUAAACCAUGCAUGUAGCUUGUAUUCCCAUAUGUUAUAUGUACAUAUAUGCGUGUGUGUGGGUUUUAUGUUUUUUUUUUUUCUUCUUAUUUAU